UAUCUACAGGAGCACUGGAGGAGAAUUUUAUACAUGUCCUCUCACUGCCUCUUCCGCACUCUGUUUUUCUUUCUUCUUCAAAAAGAUUGAUAGAUCGAAAAGUCCAGGUGGUGGUAUUAAUUAAGCUUGCAGCUCUGAUCGAGUUCGCAACAUAUCGAUAUCUAAAAUCCAUCUAUUCAUGUUGAGAAUGGUUCUGCAACUGGAACUGCUCCUCUUUCUUUGCUUCAUAAUUCUUAUCAGUACCCCCUAAAUCUUUCAUUAGCUUUUGAUUUAGAACUAGGUGCUGAUGAGUUUAAAAGAGAUGACUUCCCUCCCCCACCGGGCUUUGUUUUUGGUGCUUCCUCCUCUGCUUAUCAGGUGGAAGGUGCUGCGGACCAAGACGGGAGAACCCCAAGCAUCUUGGACACCUAUGCGCAUGCUGGGAAAAUGCACGGAGCCACCGGAGAUGUAGCGUGUGAUGAGUAUCAUAAAUACAAGUACAGUGGUGGGUCACGGGCCACACUUGUUGCUGUUUAACAAAAAGCGAUCUUCUGCACCAAACCCGGCACCCUUCAAUCUACCUCAAAAGUCUUGCCUUCCUGUUUCAGUAAACGCUGCUCCCCUGCACAAUCAGCCGGAACGAUACCCGUCUGAUAAGGCUUGCUCCCUCCGAUUUGAUCUCCCCGCAACCACCAGACCCGAGCCCUUCUCCAACUCUGCGGAAGAUGUGCAACUAAUGGUGGAUACUGGUUUAGAGGCGUAUAGAUUUUCCAUCUCAUGGUCAAGACUUAUACCCAAUGGAAGAGGACCUGUGAAUCCAAAGGGUCUACAAUAUUACAACAAUCUAAUUGACCAACUAAUCAGCAAAGGAAUCCAGCCUCAUGUUACUUUACACCACAGUGAUCUCCCACAGGCACUCGAGGAUGAGUAUGGAGGAUGGGUUAGCCCACAGAUUGUAAAAGACUUCACUGCAUAUGCAAAUGUUUGCUUCGAACAGUUUGGCGAUCGUGUUAGGCAUUGGACUACUAUGAAUGAGCCAAAUGUAUUUGUACUCGGGGGUUAUGAUAUUGGAUUCCUUCCACCGUCACGAUGUUCAGCUCCAUUUGGUUUUAAUUGCUCCAAGGGUAACUCCUCAACUGAACCCUACAUGGCCAUUCAUAAUUUCUUGCUAUCUCAUGCAUCAGCUGCUGCACUCUACAAGCAAACCUACCAGCACAAGCAGCGUGGGUUUAUAGGCAUCAAUGUAUUUGCCUAUUGGUUUAUUCCUCGAACCGAAACCCAUCAAGACAAAGUUGCUGCUCAAAGAGCUUUGGACUUCUACUUUGGUUGGAUUAUGAAUCCUUUGGUGUUCGGAGAGUACCCUCAAGUAAUGAAAGAGAAUGCAGGCUCUAGGCUUCCGACGUUCACCAGUGCUGAGUCUUCAAAGGUCAAAGGCUCGUUGGACUUCAUCGGACUGAAUUACUAUAACACAUUGUAUGCCAAGGACAACUCUGCCGCCCUAAACAUUCCAAAAAGAGACUAUAUGGCUGAUUCGGCAAUCCAGAUUUCUCCUUUGGAUCUCAAUACAUCAACGUUUGAGUAUCCGAUAACACCUUGGGGUAUGGAAGAACUGUUGGAAUAUAUCAAACAAAACUACGGCAAUCCUCCCUUAUAUAUCCAUGAAAAUGGUCAACGAACUCGACGCAAUUCAUCGUUGGAGGAUUGGUCCAGAAUCGAAUAUUUGCAUGGACACAUUCACAGUUUGCUUAAUGUUUUAAGGAAUGGGUCAAAUGCCAGAGGCUAUUUUACCUGGUCUCUCUUGGAUUCACUUGAGCUUUUGGAUGGCUAUGAAUCAAGCUACGGCCUUUACUACAUCGAUUUGGACGAUCCUGAUUUAAAAAGACAGCCUAAACUUUCUGCGCAUUGGUACUCAAAGUUUCUGAAGAACAAAAACUUCACUCCACGUUCAGUUUCAGAUGCUGAUCAACAUUACUUCUUUCAGUAGAUAAUUUUGUUGUUAAUUAGAUCCAUGUAUAUAUGUUUGAAGUAAAACUUAUUCAUCACUUCAAGCAUUAUCAAAACUAGAUGGAGAAUGAAAACUUUUUUUUUUCUUCUUUACACUCGAAUAUUCUUGGCUUAAUUCCUUUUCGGCUCUUUUUUGUAAUAUUAAUGUUUCGCAAUGCAAUAAAAUGAGACUUUAUAA
Rosa chinensis is the source of this 2161-nucleotide messenger RNA. Its product is annotated as beta-glucosidase 11. The transcript has 13 exons. Gene Ontology annotation, molecular function: beta-glucosidase activity. Bases 458 to 1963 code for a protein of 501 amino acids. Gene Ontology annotation, biological process: carbohydrate metabolic process. Lineage: Eukaryota; Viridiplantae; Streptophyta; Magnoliopsida; Rosales; Rosaceae. The record is from RefSeq and is a predicted model, not a curated record.